AUUUUUUGUUUUCUCCGGAGGACUUUUGUUCUUUGUUGUCUCUUAUUACUCUCCCUACUCAGCAGAACCACUUUAUCCACCCUCACACUCAACAUCACUGCGACUCCUGCACAUCCAUCGCUUCUUUCCUUCAAAAUACAACAUGGACGUCCUCCAAAAAUCCGUCCUGGAUCCUCUCCAGCCCGUCCUUCGCCCCAUCGUCUCGGCCGUGCCCGAACCCGUGCACGAUGCGAUCAUCUCGCUGAUCGGCCAGUCCUGCCACAACGCUCUGGUGGUCGACCUCGACGUGAGCAAGGAUCCCGCCUGCACCUCGCUGGCUAUCUCGAAGGCGCUGGGGAUUGCCAUCGUCGGCGCCAGCGCUAUUGUCAAGGUGCCCCAGAUCGUGAAGCUCAUCAGCUCGCGCUCGUCGGCCGGCGUCUCGUUCGUCUCGUAUGCGCUGGAGACGGCCAGCCUGCUCAUCACGCUCUCGUACAGCGUGCGCAAUCAAUUCCCCUUCAGCACCUUUGGCGAGUCGGCCUUGAUCGCCCUGCAGGAUGUGGUGGUGGGUGUCUUGGUGCUGGUGUUUGCGGGCCGGUCCGCGGCGGCGGCGGCGUUUGUCGCCGUGGUUGCGGCCAGCGUGUACGCCUUGCUCUUCGAUCAGACCCUUGUGGAUGCGAACACCAUGUCGCUGCUGCAGGCCGGUGCCGGAGCGCUGGGUGUGGCUAGCAAGGCGCCGCAGAUCUACACUAUCUGGCGGGAAGGUGGCACUGGCCAGCUGAGUGCUUUUGCUGUCUUCAACUACCUCGCCGGUUCCCUGUCGCGCAUCUUCACCACCCUGCAGGAGGUGGACGACAAGCUGAUCCUAUACGGAUUCAUCGCCGGAUUCUCGCUGAACCUGGUUCUGGCGGCUCAGAUGCUGUACUACUGGAACAGCCCGGCCGUGUCCCAGGGCAAGAAGACCACUCAGGGCAAGCCCAUCGGCAGCGCGACGAGCGUGUCGACUCCGAAGCCCACGGCCACGAGCUCGGGCAUCUCCUCGCCCAAGGCCUCGGGCAAGACUCCGACCACCCGGAGACGUGGUUGAUUGGGUCCUUUUUUUUCUUUCCUCGUAUAGAUUCUUUCAGUUCGACGAUAAUUCCAAUCCACUUUUCCCCCUUC
This is a messenger RNA of Aspergillus saccharolyticus JOP 1030-1, 1137 nucleotides long. RefSeq names its product putative monosaccharide-P-dolichol utilization protein. The record is from RefSeq and is a predicted model, not a curated record. The coding region runs from base 143 to 1063 and encodes 306 amino acids. Lineage: Eukaryota; Fungi; Ascomycota; Eurotiomycetes; Eurotiales; Aspergillaceae. The transcript has 2 exons.